Molecule: messenger RNA, 1785 nt
Organism: Sclerotinia borealis F-4128
Lineage: Eukaryota; Fungi; Ascomycota; Leotiomycetes; Helotiales; Sclerotiniaceae
Source: the annotation of a GenBank genome assembly
AUGGGAUUCAGACCAUGGAAAACCAAGACUGAUGGCUUGGCCUCCGAGGUCGCCGUCGGUCCUGAAUUAACAUCAUAUCCUGAUGGACUCGAUCAUAAAAACAUUGGUCCCAAUUCAACCGUCGAUGGACCAGAAAGUUCGAUGGGUGAUAGACCAGAGGAAGACGCUCAGCAUGGUGUUCAAGCGGUGGAAGCUGUGACUUUGGUUUGGACUAAGAGUCAAUUAUAUUUGGCAUACGCAUUUAUCUUCCUCGUCUUCUUCGUGAUUUCCUUGCAACAGCAGAUCCAGAACAAUCUAUCUUAUUACGUUACUUCUUCAUUCGCUCUUCUGCCUUUGACAGGUACCACUGGAAUUGUAUCAAGCAUUAUUGGAGGUGUCUUCAGACUUCCCAUUGCUAAGUUUAUUGAUUUGGUCGGUCGUGCCGAAGGAUUUGCUAUCAUGACUGUUUUCGCUACCAUAGGUCUUAUUAUGAUGGCCGCAUGCAGAAAUGUAGAAACUUAUGCUGCUGCCCAAGUUUUCUAUUGGUUAGGAUUCGAUGGUAUGAUGUAUGUCCUCGAUGUUUUCAUGGCCGAUACAUCAAGUUUGAAAAAUCGAGCUUUAGUUUUCGCUUUCUCAACUACUCCAUAUAUUGCAACAACAUGGAUUGGACCUCCUGCUGCGGAAUCUUUUCUCAAAACAAGUGGAUGGCCAUGGGGUUUUGGUACUUUUGCCAUCAUCACUCCUGUGAUCUGUAUCCCGAUUCUCACCCUUUUAUGGUGGAAUCAAGGCAAAGCUAAAAAGGCAGGCUUGAUUAAGAAAAUAGACAGUGGUCGUACAUGGGCUGAGAGCAUCAACUCCUACUUCUGGGAAUUUGACGUAAUCGGUCUCCUCCUCAUCUCCGCCGGCUUUGUUCUCUUCCUCCUCCCCUUCUCCCUCGCCUCAUAUCAAAAAGAAGGUUGGCACGCUUCCAUGAUCAUCGCAAUGCUCGUAAUCGGCAUAUGCUGCCUCAUCGCCUUUGGAUUCUACGAGCGCUACGCCGAUCGACAAUCCUUCAUUCCCUUUGCACUCCUCACCGACCACACCGUCAUAGGCGCAUGUUUAUGCUCCGCAUUCUUCUUCAUCUCCUUCUACUGCUGGGACUCCUACUUCUACAACUAUCUGCAAGCCGUGCAUGGACUCAGCGUCACGCACGCCGGCUACGUCACCAACAUAUAUUCCAUCGGCUCCUGUUUCUGGGCCGUGGUAAUAUCCUACGCCAUCCGCGUCACCGGUCGCUUCAAAUGGCUCGCUCUCUAUUUCGCCGUGCCCCUCCAAAUCCUAGGCGUAGGCCUCAUGAUUCAUUUCCGCCAACCAGAUCAACCCAUCGGAUACGUCAUCAUGUGUCAAAUCUUCAUCGCCUUUUCCGGCGGCACCAUAGUAAUUUGCGAACAAAUGGCCGUGAUGGCCGCCGCGCCCCAUAAAGGCGUGGCAUCCAUGCUCGCGCUAAUCGGACUCUUCACCUCUGUCGGCGGCGCCAUCGGCGUCGCCAUCUCCGGUGCAAUCUACACGAAUAAAUUCCCAGCAGCGCUUGCGCAAAGAAUUACAAACGAGACGUUAGCAAACGAACUAUAUGGAAGUUUGCCGGCGCAGCUGGCGUAUCCGAUGGGGAGUAUAGAACGAGAUGCGGUCAUGUAUGCGUAUGGAGAGAGUAUGAAGUGGUUGGCGGUUGCGGGGACGGUGUUCUUGAUUCCGUGUUUUGUGUUUGUGGCGAUGUGGAGGGAUUUUAGGGUGGAUGAGAUGAAGCAGGUUAAGGGGACCGUUGCUUAG